CCGCUGAUCCCAGCCCAACCCUGAUCCUGUCCGAACAGACAGAGACAGUGACAUCAUUGCAAGCAUCCAAAGCAUCCACAGGAUACAGAAUGACAGCCAUGCCCGUGGUGUGGUGCACCGAUCCCAAUUCGGUGAACAACAAGCCCACAGCCUUCGCCCUGCACGGCAUCCAGCUGCAGGGGAACGUGACGGAGAAACAAGUCCACGCCCUGCGGGAGCUGGUGAACGCCGCCGCCGAAGGGCGCCUCAUCCUGCCCUCGGACGGAACAUUUACGCUUCUCGACAGCGGCCUGAGCAUCGAGAGCUCAAUAGUGGCCGGGGGACUGAAGCAAGAGGGUGCAAGAGAGCCCAGUCCCAGCGAGUCCCCAGAAUCGCAUCCCCUCAAGAACGCAAAGAACACGUACAUCCUGAUGCCCGUGAGCAAGAUAUUGCCGACAUCGAUGUCGACCCAGACGGCAGGUUCGAUGGGGGCCGGAGCGGGACAGCCCGAGGCCAUUGCUGCUGCGGCAGCCCAGCUGGAAUUCCUGCUGGAGCCCAAGUAUUCUCCCUCGCCGCCCGCCUCCUCUGAUUCCGUGGCCGUGGAGGCGUCGGGUGGUAUUGCAGGGGUCAGUGGAGAGAUUCUGUACGAGUUCCUCUGCUGCGCCAAGUGCAUGAACGAGCAGCGGGCGGGGCAGAGUGGCACCUGCAACGAACGCCGUCUGCAGCGGUAUCUGCGGAGCUGCCAAGGUAACAACAGCGACUACGAGCCGGUCAAUGACCCUUCCGGGACGUGGCAGCUGCAGCUGGAUCCUGUCUGCAGCAUUGCCAGCAGAUACGCUCGCCGUCAGCACCGUCUGCACCACCAGCAGCGGCACAGGUCGCAUGGGACCGUCACGACGGGGAUAGCACGUAAUCGGCCCAAUCGCCACCACAAAUUACCAAUUCACAGUGUUAAAAUCUUUCAUAAUCGCAGCAGUUGCACGCCAGCCACAGCCACAGGCCCAGCCCCAUCCCCAUCCCCUCUGGGGGGAGCAUGCAUUGUGGGCGGGGGCCAAUCGGUGUCGCCAACUGCGAUGCCCAGCCACAGUCACAAUCGCAGUCGCUGUCCCAGCCAUAGUUCCAAGCCAGCGACUAGAGCGUGCGACGGCAAUGAGGCGUUUAGUUUGUCACCGACAGCGGCGCGAUCUACAUCGCUGACAGCCUCAGCGGCAGUACCAGUCACAUUGCCCCUCUACGCGGUGGUUAACAAAACUCGCGAAUUGUCGAGAGUCGUCUCCGAGAAGGCGGGGGAAAUGCCCACUGUGCUGGACGUUGUGCCCGAGGAGGCUCCGCAGGUCGGCCCCUCUGCGGUUGUGCGCGAUCUAAUCAGCUUUGAUGACGAUCAGGAGCAGGCGGUGGCAGGAGGAGGCAGGCAGACAGACUGUGAUGGCCACAAUGUGGACCUGCUGUGUGCCCCAAACGAGGAGGAUAUCCUUCUCGCACUGCUAGUGACGCCACCGCCCACGCCACCCAAGCCGGGCUCGCCCGUCAGCCACAGCUCGAGCCGCAAGACCAGCUUCGACUCGACCAGCACCAUUAGCUCCAUGGACUCGGGAUUCAUGGAGAUGCAGAACAAGUUGGACGCCCUGGCAGCAGCAGCAGCGGCAGCCGGAACAUCUGCCACGCCGACAACAUCAUCGAGUGGCGAGAAGAUUGCUCGCCGCAACUACAAGGAAUGCCUGACGCAGUCGCGGAAUCGUCGCAAAUCCUACGAGGAGUUUAAAGCCAUGUUUGUUGAACCGGCGGCAACGACGGCUUCGGAAGCAGCAGCCACUGUCAAUUUGCCUCUGUCCAUGCCCCAAGCAUCAUCGAUUGUUGCGGCAGAUGACGCAACAGCCGACAGCAGCAACACUGUGAUCCCAACAACAACAACAACAACGCUUGCCUCCAUUUCAGAACAAGAAACCACAAGCGAGAGAGUCAAACCGGAUUGUGCAAACGAGUUUGCCACCAGCGACGCUGUCCCAGGCCCAGACCCAGGCCCCAGAUCCCCCAUGGCCCCCGAUGAAAUGGAUACCGGGGAUGGCGAAUGUGAGGGCGAUACCAAUGGGUGUCUAACAGCAGCAGAAACCACAGCAGCAACAACAGCAACAGCAAAAGCGGCGACAGUCAACAGCAGCACCACAGAGGCAAUGCGAAAGAAUUCGGAUUUUCUAUCGCAGAUUCUCGAUCAUCAGUUUGCGGCCAAGGAGCGGGCCAAGGCGCACAAGCGGCGCACAUCGUAUGAGGAAUUCAAGCGAAUGGUUAACGAAGUCGAGAGUCUGGAAUGUCUGGACACUGUUGCAGUGGUCGCCACUGCCGCUGCCGCCAGAACCACACCCACACACACAUGCCCAGCCCCAGCCCCAACACCAACGGCAGGCCGAGCAGCAACAACAACUACCACGUCUCCGCUCAAGAGACAGAACUCGCGGCAGCGGAAGAGCUUCGCCAGCUACUUUCUGCCCCGCCGAAACUCGACCAAAGAGCCGAAGAUUGGGGACAAGGAGAACAGCGGCGGGGAGAUGAAUGUGCCACCAGUGCGAGAGGCCAAGGGCAAGGGCAAGCAGCUGCAGACUUACGCUGCCAAGCUGCCCGCCAACUCCAGCUCCAACUGUGACUCCAACUACAGGCGGAACUUCAAGAUAUACGACAAGCUGGUCUACGGCACCAUAUACGACAUCAUCCAGCGGAAAAACGACAUCUACCAGCUGACGUACCAGAAGUACGACAAGUACAUGACCUACGGCACCAUCUACGAGAUACUUCACCGCAAGUCCUCGCAGGAUGGCGGCUGCUUCCUCGGCGGCGUUGGCGACAGCAGCAGUAGCAGCAACAGCGACAGGUGGCAGCGCAAGAGCCUCAGCUCCAUCCUGGAGAGCAAGUCGGGCGACGUCAUCUACGACAUCAUCCAGAAGAGGGAGCGCGAGAAGCAGCGCCAGCAGAAAGCCCUGGACUCCGCCUCGGCCUCCGCCACUGUCCAGUCCGCCCUCAGUGUGCACAAGUAUGGAACCAUCUACGACAUUCUGCAGGGAGAGAAGCUGGAUGCUGGCGAUGCGGUGGAUAGCAGCAAGCGACCAGUUGCCGGCAAGCCAACGCGCUUCGUGGUCAGCCAUGUGGAGGAGCAUCCCCAUGAGAAGCAGCCAGAGCCGGCCAAGAGCCAAGAGGCUCCUGCCUGCACAGAGAGUGCCAAUCUGCCCGUGGAAACAGGGAAGGUGGCGCCGGCCAGCAAGCCAAAAAAGAUGCGGCGUCUAUCGAACAUCCUAAGCUACAGCAGGUCUCCAGCUGCAGGCAGCGGUGGGCAUGAGGAGCCAGAUGGCCACGAGGAGUCCAAGUUGAAGCGCAGCCAGGCCAAGCGGAGGAUCGGGGUGACGAAUCUGCUCCUGCCCCUGGACUCCGAGGAGCUUUACACGCGCAUCAUUGCCCAGCAGAGGCGUGAUUACAGAGCCCACAUGCAGAGUGACAGCGAUGCGGAGCCCAAAACGGCCAGCUCCCUGAUAAAGUCCAGCUCCCUGGACGCCAUCUCCAUGUCGGUGGCCUGCUCCCCACCUGCCACCGCCCAGCACACGCCAUCGCCGUCGCCGCCCCGUCCCCGCCGCAGCCUCAAGCAGCACCGAUGCCUGCAGCGCGGACAGGAGCAGCAGCGCCAAAGGCACCAGCUGGCACUGGUAAAGAAGCACUCCCUAGACAACUGCCUUCAGGCAGCAGCAGGAGCAGGAGCGGGAGCGGAAGCGCACACACACCAGAAGCAGCCAAUGCGCCGUUGGUCCAACCAGAGUCCUCUACGGUGCACCUGCCUUGCCCUUGAAGAGGAUCUACCUAGCCACCAGUGCACUUGCCCGCAUCCGCUGACUGCCAUUGAGAAGUCGCGAUCGCUACCCGUCGCCGUAGGCGGUGCCUGUGUCUGUGCCUGUGCCUGUUCCUCCUCCUCUGUCCACCACUCCUCCCCGCAUACGUGUGCAAACUUAAAUUGCGAUCAAAUCCCACAAGCAACGACAAAAUCAUCAACGACGACGACGACGACGACGACGGCCAAGAAAGGCAAAUCGCGUCGACUUUCGGAAUUUACGCGCGGUGAAUUUUUAAAUGAAAAAUCCUGGUACUUCCGCAAAAUCAAACGCAUUGAGGCUGAGAAAAAACUUCUACUGCCAGAGAACGAGCACGGUGCAUUUUUAAUUCGUGAUUCCGAGAGCCGACACAACGACUAUUCGCUAUCAGUGCGCGAUGGCGAUACGGUCAAGCAUUAUCGCAUCAGACAAUUGGACGAGGGCGGCUUCUUCAUUGCCAGACGCACAACAUUCAGAACCCUGCAGGAGCUGGUCGAACACUAUUCCAAGGAUUCCGAUGGCCUGUGCGUCAACCUCUGCAAGCCCUGUGUACAGACAAAUAAUACCUUUUCGGGUGUCUUUGAGAUCGAGAAACCCGUCACCGAGGGCCUCUCGCAUCGAACACGCGACCAGUGGGAAAUCGACAGAACUUCCCUCAAAUUCGUACGCAAACUGGGAUCCGGCCAGUUCGGUGACGUUUGGGAGGGACAGUGGAACAACACAACACCCGUGGCCAUUAAAACUUUGAAAUCGGGCACCAUGGAUCCCAAGGACUUCUUAGCCGAAGCCCAGAUCAUGAAGAAGCUGCGGCAUACCAAGCUCAUACAGCUUUACGCUGUCUGCACGGUAGAGGAGCCCAUCUACAUUAUCACGGAGUUGAUGAAGCACGGUUCACUGCUGGAAUAUCUGCAAGCCAUUGCAGGCAAAGGUCGUAGCCUCAAAAUGCAGACGCUCAUCGAUAUGGCCGCACAAAUAGCCGCUGGCAUGGCCUACCUGGAGUCCCAGAACUACAUCCACAGAGACUUGGCGGCGCGCAACGUACUCGUUGGGGAUGGCAACAUUGUCAAGAUAGCCGACUUCGGUUUGGCCAGGCUCAUCAAGGAGGACGAGUACGAGGCGCGAGUUGGCGCCCGCUUCCCCAUCAAAUGGACAGCGCCCGAGGCGGCCAACUACAGUAAAUUCUCAAUCAAAUCUGAUGUCUGGAGCUUUGGUAUUCUCCUCACUGAGCUGGUCACUUACGGGCGCAUACCAUAUCCAGGUAUGACUAAUGCGGAGGUGUUAACCCAGGUGGAGCACGGAUAUCGCAUGCCCCUGCCACCCAACUGCGAGCCGCGCCUGUACGAGAUCAUGCUCGAGUGCUGGCACAAGGAUCCGAUGCGCAGACCAACAUUCGAGACGCUCCAAUGGAAGCUCGAGGACUUUUACACCUCCGAUCAGAGCGACUACAAGGAGGCACAGGCUUACUGAUAAAUGCUGAUAAAUGCGUGGCGAGGAGCAGGAUUGAGGAGCUGCAAAUGGUCGCCGGGCAUCCCACAACGGACAAUUUAAAUUAAGUUACUUACUUCAGUUUUGCACAGAUUUCUGAUUGCUGCUCACUGCGACCAUGAACCCAUGGAGCCUAUGGAACUUUUGGGGCUCAUGGGCAGUGGCAUGUCUUGGUAGCUCCAUACCAUACGAUUCAUGUUAUUAGCGUUUAAGCUAACAAAUAGUUGUUAAGCUGAAAAGUGAAUGCGAAUGCAAGUGCACGUGUAGUUUUAAUUUGUACGUGCGAAUGUUUUUUUGGUGGAAUGCAAUUUCAAAGAAUGUUUUGUUCAUUUUUUGUUGUUUAUAUAUGACAAGCAUAUGGAUAAAUUUGUUUGGGCGCAUUUGUGGUAUUUGCCGAUAAAUAUAUCAAAUGUAUUAUUAUUCAUAUAACGCUAUAUACAUAAAUACAUGCAAACACGCAUACCGUGCAUGCACACUCACACACACAACACAUCUAUAUUAUAUAUAUAAACAUAUAUACAUACAAUGCAUCCGUAUAGUCAGAGUUAUACCUAGGAUCCACCAUUUAUAUUCUAUUAUGCCAACGCAUACUUAUCCUCAACGUACCCUGUUCUUCUUUAGUUUAUAGACCAAUCUGAAAUCUGAAAACGAUAUUUGCAGCACACAAAUAAAUGCAACUGUUUUGCUUUUAGUUAAUCCAUUACGUACGUGUCUUACCUCCUUCUCCUCCUCAACAUUAUCAACGACAUUAAACAUGCGUAUGCUUUAUCACAAA
Molecule: messenger RNA, 6084 nt
Organism: Drosophila guanche
Lineage: Eukaryota; Metazoa; Arthropoda; Insecta; Diptera; Drosophilidae
Gene: Src42A
Product: tyrosine-protein kinase Src42A
Exons: 10
Coding region: 90-5291 (1733 amino acids)
Biological process (GO): protein phosphorylation; innate immune response; cell surface receptor protein tyrosine kinase signaling pathway
Cellular component (GO): extrinsic component of cytoplasmic side of plasma membrane
Molecular function (GO): non-membrane spanning protein tyrosine kinase activity; signaling receptor binding; ATP binding
Source: RefSeq, a predicted model, not a curated record